ACAAAAACAAAAAAAAAAAACAAAGAAAAAAAGAGAAGGAAAGGGGAAGAAAGCAAACAGCAAAGGCAAAGAGCAGUAAAUAGUACAAGUAGUCAGCAGCACGGAACUCUCUCUCAUUCUCUCUCACUUUCCUUUCAUUUCUCCUUCGUAGUCGCCACUCAUCACCACUAUUUCCAUUACUGGAAACAAAAAGAGUCCCCCCUUCCCUCUCCAAUUCCUUUAAAAACCAGUAAAAAAAAAAAUUUCCUACAUCCUCAACCGUAGCCCAUAGAUAUAUAAAACAAACAUAUAUUCUUCUGAACCAAAAAUAUCUAUAAAUACCCAAUGCUUCUUUUUUAAAUACAGUUGGGACUGUACAAAGGGGGAGAGAGAGCCAGCUUUGUGAGGAAGAAAAACAAAAACCCAAAUGCAUAAUAAUAAUAUACCCUUUGCUUGGUUUGUGUUUUUUGUUUUGUGAGUGAGAACAAAGAUCUGGGCUUUUGAACUUAUUGGUAUCUUUAUAGCUGAGAUCUGUUGGGUAUUUUUGUUUGCUGGGGUUAGUGGGUUACAAGCUUCGAGGAACUCAAAAGGAGAAAAGAAAAGCUGUUGUUUUGGUCACACUUAAGGAUCAAAAGUCUUUGUUUUUGGGAGCUGAAAUGUGGGGCUAAAGUGUUGAAACAUUAAAAAAAGGGGGAGAUUAUGUUGUUUUAGCAUUAAGGUUUUGGAUCAAGAGAAGAACACUUUGGGUUUUUUUUUUUUUUGUGGGUGGGGGAAGAACAAGAUAGGAGGCGGAUGAGGCUGAAAGCGAUUGUGUUUUGUAGUAAAACCGGUUUCGGUUGAAUAAGAAAGACAAGAAAGAAGUCUUGCGGGGGCUUUGUAUUUUUUUGUUUUUUCUUUAAAGUCUGUUCUUUGAUGUGUAAAUUGUUAGCCUUUUGUUCAAUUGGAGUUUGAUUCUUGUUAAGGCAUGGUGUUUUUUUUUGUGGAGACAAAGUAGUAAGAAGAAAGGUUUUGGAGUUUGGGUGUCCUUUGGAGGACUUUGGUCUGGUUAAAGGAAGGGGUUUUAGGGUGGUGAUCUUUUUUUUCUUGAGGAUACAAACUUGGGAUUUAAAGGGUUUUUAUUGAAUUUGUUUGGAAAAGAAAAUGAGACUUUCUUCUGCUGGUUUCAAUCCACCAAACCAGGAAGACACUGCAGGAGAAAAGAGGGUCCUCAACUCUGAACUGUGGCAUGCGUGUGCUGGACCUCUUGUUUCUCUACCACAUGUUGGAAGUAGGGUUGUUUAUUUCCCACAGGGUCAUAGUGAGCAGGUAGCUGCAACAACCAACAAGGAAGUGGAUGCCCACAUACCUAACUACCCAAGCUUACCUCCACAACUUAUUUGUCAGCUUCAUAAUGUUACCAUGCAUGCUGAUGUCGAAACAGAUGAAGUAUAUGCACAGAUGACCUUGCAACCAUUGAGUCCGCAAGAACAAAAGGAGGCUUAUCUACCUGCGGAAUUGGGCACUCCCGGCAAACAGCCAACAAACUAUUUCUGCAAAACAUUAACAGCCAGUGACACAAGCACUCAUGGAGGGUUUUCUGUUCCUCGCCGAGCAGCUGAAAAAGUGUUUCCUCCACUGGACUUCACCCAGCAGCCUCCAGCUCAAGAGUUAAUCGCAAGAGACUUGCAUGAUAAUGAAUGGAAAUUUAGGCAUAUAUUUCGGGGCCAGCCCAAAAGGCACCUCUUGACGACUGGAUGGAGUGUCUUUGUAAGUGCUAAAAGACUAGUUGCAGGUGAUUCAGUGCUUUUUAUAUGGAAUGAUAAAAAUCAAUUACUUCUUGGCAUCCGGCGAGCUAAUCGACCUCAAACUGUAAUGCCUUCAUCAGUGCUAUCAAGUGAUAGCAUGCAUUUAGGGCUUCUUGCUGCCGCUGCUCAUGCAGCUGCAACAAAUAGUCGGUUCACUAUAUUUUAUAAUCCAAGGGCUAGUCCAUCAGAAUUUGUCAUAACUCUCUCAAAAUAUGUCAAAGCUGUCUAUCAUACUCGAGUUUCUGUUGGAAUGCGCUUUAGGAUGCUGUUUGAAACAGAAGAAUCCAGUGUUCGUCGAUACAUGGGGACGAUAACUGGCAUAAGUGACUUAGAUCCUGUUCGGUGGCCAAAUUCACAUUGGAGAUCAGUCAAGGUUGGCUGGGAUGAAUCAACAGCUGGUGAAAGGCAGCCAAGAGUUUCCUUAUGGGAAAUUGAACCAUUGACAACAUUCCCAAUGUAUCCAUCGCCAUUUCCUUUAAGGCUCAAGCGCCCAUGGCCUCCAGGAUUACCUUCUUUCCAUGGCCUCAAGGAUGAUGAUCUAGGCAUGAGUUCACUUAUGUGGCUACAAGGAGAUGCUGGUCGAGGAAUGCAGCAUCUAAAUUUUCAGGGUAUUGGAGUUUCACCAUGGAUGCAGUCGAGGCUAGAUGCCUCCAUGCUUGGUUUGCAGACUGACAUGUACCAAGCUAUGGCUGCUGCAGCAUUGCAAGAGAUGAGAACUGUGGAUCCUUCCAGAUCUGGAACUGCUUCCCUUCAAUUCCAGCAACCCCAAAAUGGCCCUUGCAGGCCUGCUGCUCUAGUGCAACCCCAGAUGUUGCAGCAGACUCUGCCUCAGGCCAUUCUUCAGGGUGUUGAAGACAACCAGCAUCAGUCUCAGCCACAUCUACUUCAGCAACAAUUGCAGCACCAGAAUUCAUUUAAUAACCAACAGCAACACCAGCAGCAGCCUUUGUUUAACAACCAACAGCAACAGCAGCCACAGCAUUCAAUGUCCCAGCAGCACCAGCAACUGGUUGAUCAUCAGCAGAUUCCUAGUCCAGUGUCUGCCAUGUCACAGUAUGCUUCAGCCUCUCAAUCUCAGUCAUCACCGUUGCAAUCCAUACCUUCACUAGGCCAACAACAGAGUUUUUCUGAUUCAAACGGGAACCCUGUGACCAGCCCUGUUGUUUCUCCUUUACAUAGUCUUUUGGGUUCUUUCCCCCAAGAUGAGUCUUCCAAUCUGCUCAACUUGCCUAGAACUAACCCCAUAAUGACUACUUCUGCAUGGCCAUCUAAGCGGGUUGCCGUUGACGUUCUCUCAUCUGGAUCUCCACAGUGUGUUCUACCACAGGUGGAACAGUUGGGGCCUUCCCAGACAAACAUGUCUCAAAAUUCUAUUUCGUUGCCACCUUUUCCUGGUAGGGAGUGCUCGAUAGACCAGGGGGGUACCGACUCACAGAGCCAUCUCUUAUUUGGUGUUAAUAUAGAGCCUUCAUCUGUUCUAAUGCAAAAUGGAAUGUCAGGACUUAGGGGAGUUGGCACUGAUAGUGAUUCCACUUCUAUACCCUUCUUUUCUAAUUAUAUGAGUACUGCAGGGAAUGAUUUUUCGGUUAAUCCAGCAAUGACACCUUCCAGUUGCAUUGAUGAAUCUGGAUUCUUGCAGUCUCAGGAAAAUGUGGGCCAAUCAAACCCACAAACUAGAACCUUUGUUAAGGUUUAUAAAUCAGGGUCCUUCGGGAGAUCAUUGGAUAUUUCUGCAUUCAGCAACUACAAUGAACUUCGCAGUGAACUGGCACAUAUGUUUGGCCUUGAAGGCCAGUUGGAGGACCCUCUGAGAUCAGGCUGGCAGCUUGUAUUUGUUGACCGGGAGAAUGAUGUUCUUCUCCUUGGCGAUGACCCCUGGCCGGAGUUCGUGAACAGUGUCUGGUGUAUCAAGAUACUUUCCCCACAGGAAGUGCAGCAAAUGGGCAAACGAGGCCUGGAGCUUCUAAACUCUGUGCCAGUUCAGAGGCUCUCUAAUGGCAGUUGUGAUGACUAUGUGAGCCGGCAGGACUCGAGAAAUCUUAGCUCUGGUAUCGCCUCCGUGGGUUCUUUGGACUACUGAAUGAAAUUCAUCCGGUUAUGAUACUGUUUUUCUCCUGUAAUAUUAUUGUGUCUUGCAACCCUUUUUAUAGUAGGUGGAAAGAGCUGCCUAACUCUAGCUUGAAGUUUAUAUUUAUAAAAACGCUAAUAGUAAUACUGUAAUUAUAAAAGAUCUUUGUCGCCUAUGUUAUUGAAAUAUCCACACUCCAUAUGUAUUAGGAUAUAUCAAUAUUUAUGAAGCAAGCUUAGCUUUUUCCAACUCA
Molecule: messenger RNA, 4084 nt
Organism: Gossypium raimondii (Peruvian cotton)
Lineage: Eukaryota; Viridiplantae; Streptophyta; Magnoliopsida; Malvales; Malvaceae
Product: auxin response factor 6
Exons: 14
Coding region: 1120-3843 (907 amino acids)
Biological process (GO): response to hormone; regulation of DNA-templated transcription
Cellular component (GO): nucleus
Molecular function (GO): DNA binding; protein binding
Source: RefSeq, a predicted model, not a curated record